UUACCGCCUCGUUAUUCACAUUAGACGUUUUACGUUUUUUGAGACUGUGUGCUUAACUCUAAAAUACAUGCUCACUUUAGAAGCGCAUUUUUUUGUACGGGUUAAUGUGUUUUCACACGUACCUCUUUACGGGGAUAUGUGUUCGAAUCUGGCAACCGUGUUGCGGGACCGCUGUGGGGAUGAGCAGCGGCUAAUGGCUGACUGGGAGUUCUGAUUAGCUUGCCGCUGUUUGUGAUGUGGGACCUUGUUUUGGUGAACCAUUCCUGAAGGUGCAUUUGGAAGAAAGAGCCUACGAGUGCCAGGCCGUGUUUUGGCAGCCGCUUUGCAACAUGUCCAAAAGCAAGAGCUCGGAGUCGAUCAAGGUGGUGGUCCGCUGUCGCCCAAUGAAUGAAAAAGAAAAGGCAGCCAAGUUUGAAAUGGUCGUUUCUGUCGACGUGAAACUGGGCCAAAUAAUUGUCAGGAACCCCAGGGAGGCUGCUGCCAAUGAACACCCCAAAGUCUUCACUUAUGAUUCAGUAUACGACUGGAACUCUAAACAAAUAGAUUUGUAUGAUGAAACCUUCAGGCCCCUGGUGGACUCAGUUUUACUUGGGUUCAACGGGACCAUUUUUGCCUAUGGUCAGACGGGUACAGGGAAAACAUACACCAUGGAGGGGGUGAGAAAUGAUCCAGAGAGGAGAGGGGUGAUCCCGAACUCAUUUGAGCAUGUCUUCACUCACAUAUCCCGCUCCCAGAAUCAGCAGUACUUGGUGAGAGCAUCGUAUCUAGAAAUCUAUCAGGAGGAGAUCAAAGACCUGCUCUCCAAAGACCAGACCCGCCGCCUUGAGCUCAGAGAGAGGCCUGACACCGGUGUGUAUGUGAAAGACCUUUCCUCAUUUGUCACUAAGAGCGUGCGGGAGAUUGAACAUGUCAUGAACGUGGGCAACCAGAAUCGAUCAGUGGGUGCCACGAACAUGAAUGAACACAGCUCCCGUUCUCAUGCUAUCUUCGUCAUCACGGUGGAGUGCAGUGAGCUGGGUGUGGAUGGGGAGAACCAUAUCAGAGUGGGCAAACUGAACUUGGUAGAUCUAGCAGGAAGUGAAAGACAGACCAAGACUGGUGCUCAGGGGGAGCGGCUCAAAGAAGCCACGAAGAUCAACCUGUCGCUUUCUGCUCUGGGGAACGUCAUAUCAUCUCUGGUGGACGGCAGGAGCAGCCACAUCCCGUACCGAGACUCCAAACUCACCCGCCUGCUGCAGGACUCUCUGGGGGGAAAUGCCCGCACAGUCAUGGUGGCCAACAUCGGCCCUGCAUCCUACAACCUGGAGGAGACACUGACAACGCUGCGCUACUCCAACAGGGCUAAGAACAUUAAAAAUAAACCACGUAUCAAUGAGGACCCCAAAGAUGCCCUGCUGAGGGAGUUCCAGGAGGAGAUCGCAAGGCUGAAGGAACAGCUGGAGAAGCGCUCCGGAAAGAAGAAAAGGAGGAGGAGGAGGAGGGGUGGGGAAGGGAGCGACGGUGAGGAUCUGGAGGAAGGGGAGACGGAGGAGGAUGAGGAAGAAGGGGAAGAUAAAGGGGAUUACUGGCGGGAGCAGCAGGAGAAGUUGGAGAGAGAGAGAAAAGCCAUCAUGGAGGAUCACAGUCUGGUGGCUGAGGAGAAACUCCGGCUGCUCAAAGAGAAAGAGAAGAAGAUGGAAGACCUGAAGAGGGAGAAGGACGCCGGGGAGAUGCUGUCAGCCAAAGUGAAGGCGAUGGAGAGUAAGCUCCUGGUGGGGGGGAAGAACAUUGUGGAUCACACCAAUGAGCAACAGAAAAUGCUGGAGCUGAAGAGGCAGGAAAUCACGGAGCAGGUACACCACAUCCUC
This is a messenger RNA of Notothenia coriiceps (black rockcod), 1847 nucleotides long. RefSeq names its product kinesin family member 3B (gene kif3b). Gene Ontology annotation, biological process: microtubule-based movement. Gene Ontology annotation, molecular function: ATP binding; microtubule binding; microtubule motor activity. The transcript is spliced from 3 exons. NCBI's taxonomy places the organism in Eukaryota, Metazoa, Chordata, Actinopteri, Perciformes, Nototheniidae. The annotation marks the transcript as partial. The record is from RefSeq and is a predicted model, not a curated record.